AUCCUAGUUUGGAGUUACGUUUUGAUCACAGACUCAAGUGUCCCUCUUGCUAUAUACACGCAAAUAUGUGACUAGAAUCAAUGCACAACUUCUGUUGGAAUCGGUGGUAUCAUUUACAUGGGAUUUAUCAAGUGAUUUUCAUUCGUAUCAUGGAUUUAUAUUUAUAGGAACAUUUAAUUAAAACCGUAAAAUAUGACAGACGCAGUAACCCAGACAUUUAGUGACAGGUCGGACACUGUAUCGGAGACAGGCACCAGUGGAGAAGGUGUAACCAUGGGUGCCGGCGCGUCCCAGGAAGAGGUCCUGCUGGACGAUGAGGCAGAACCACAGACUUCAAAUGAGAAAAGUCUCCCAACCCCUCAGGCAAACAGGGCGGCCUCUAGGACAAGUCUACAAGGCGGUCAGUUACACAGAGGUGAUGGCCAAGAUGUGCCUGUGACAGUGACAGAAAAGGGGUUCUCUAUACCAGAGGUCACCAUUAUAGAGGGGCAGUUUGUGUCUUUUAUGUGGGAGGAUUCAAAGUCAAAGCUGAACAUCGUGCAGGUUGUCCAUGAUGGCGAAAAGCUGAGACCUGUUAUUGGUGGAUUUGAGGCCAAGGCUGCAGAGGUCAAAGGUCACUAUGACCAGCAGUUCAACUCAGAAGGAGACUACAAGUUUGCUAUUAACGGUAUCCGAUGUACUCCGCUGAGCGUGACCGUGAAGAGGAAGGUGGAUUUGCUGAUAGAGAUUACAGACGAGGGAUUCCAACAGUCCGUAAUAUAUGUUGACCAGGGUCACUCGGUCAAGUGGCACUGGACUGACUGUAAAACACCACAUGCUGUACAGAAGGUGGAAUACUCUAUAGAGAAGAAAUGCUUUGUUAGGAACACAGAGAAUUCAAAAGCUCCAGUUACCAGUGACUCGUAUAGAGAAACCUUCCCGAAACCAGGACUGUUCUUUUUCAAGACCGAGAGCAACAAAAGCAGCAAUGCAUUUUGUGUUGUACAUGUGAGAGAAGCUCAGAGAGAGUUCCGUGUUGAGAUCCUUGACAGAUCAUUCCAGCCGAUGAUCCUUUUGGUGGAGGAGGGUGACCGUGUGUGGUGGUCCUGGGAUAAGUUCAAGUGUAAGAAAUCCCACAGUGUGUACCAGAUUGAAGCGCCACCUAUUGAUCAGGAUGAUGAGGAACCUUACCAGCCAGUAGAAGAUGGUUUUAGGUGGGCAACACCAAGUAAACAAGGACUGAUGUCCCAGGAGUUCUUUAAGCCAGGAGUGUAUUACUUCUCUGAUCAGAACCAACAGGAAGCCGCGGAGUAUAUAGGGACGAUCAUAGUGAAACCUAAACAGCAGGAACACUAUAUAGAACUGACUGCACAGAAGGGAUUCGAGCAAGAUGUGGUGAAGGCCCAGUCUGGGGACAGACUCUGGUUCCACUGGGACAAGGAUCAAGCUACAAAGAAUAACUUCAAGUUCGUCAUACAACAGAUCGGCAAAUGUCUCAGUCCGCUGGCCAAGCCUUCGUCGCCCAUAGACGAAACUACACAACUAGAGGAUCCGUUAGAUUCUGAUGCUAUGGGUCUGUGUGCCCGGGUCGGCCUAGCGACAGCGGUGGUGCCCGCUACUGGUGUGUACCACUACCGACUGUAUGCCACAGAGGACACCAAAGACAUCAAUACCAAGGAUAUGAACACCUGUUCUGUCAUUGUUAACCCUGGACCAAAGAAUCAUACAAUCCAUCUGACAGACAGUGGGUUUGAGCCCAAGGUGAUCACAGUCAGACCCAGUGACAGAGUGUGGUGGGUGUGGCAGGGAGGAAAGAAACCCCACAAUAUCAUACAGGUGUCCCACCAAGGCAGCCAUAUAGAUGAUGGAUUCUGUAGCGGUAUGUUCCGUGACCCUCCCUCUGCCUAUGUCCACCAGUUCACAGAGGCAGGCGUAUUCUACUUCAUCAGCUCCAGCAUUUCCAAGGUGUUUGGUGCUAUUGUUGUAUCAACACAACCAGUUGUUCAUGAGGUCAAGGUCGGCAUGGCGGUCAAUCCCGAUCCCCUAACAGUCAAACAAAAUGAUAUUGUGGCAUGGACAUUCCGCAGCACUCGUCAGUAUGACAUCAUGGAGGUCCAAAGUAUGGAUCAAAUCACACAGGACUUAGGGGAGGAGUUAAAGGUCCCCAAACGGAGAUGUCUCAGCCGCGCCAUCAAACAACCAGGAGUUACACAGUUCUACAGCAAAUCUUUCUUCCAGAACACUGGAGACAAAGAUAAAAUGGAGGCACCCAAAAUCAGCAGUGUGAUUUGUGACGAGCGCUAUGACAACAUGGUGAUCCGAGUGACAAGUGCCGGCUUCAGUCCUACAUUCUGUUACAUCCUCAAGGGUCAGAGUGUACUGUGGACCUGGAAAGGUACAGAUGAGGAACACAACAUCGUUCAUGUUGGCACUGAUGACACCAGGGACGAUCCCCUGAACCCAGUGAAAGGCCCCAAGUCAUUUAACAGUGGCCAGAAAGUGAAGAAUAACAGUUUCCUGUACACUUUUGAUGAGCCUGGAUCGUACAGUGUUGUGUCCCGUGGAGCUGACGGCUUUGCUUGCACGGUCUACGUCCUUCGAUCAGGUCCAAAGGUGAAAGAACCCACCGUUGAGGCGUCUAAUGGUGGUAGUCUGAAGCAGUAUGAUAAGGUUCAACUAUCCUGCUCCACUCCUGGGUCCAAGAUCUUCUACACCAUCGAUGGAUCACCUCCACUCCUCCACCUUGAGGCAGCAAAGCUGUACAAGCAGGAUAAAGGAGUUAUCAUGAAACAGCCAGGCAUCAAGUUUGUCCGUGCCAUCGCUGUACUGGAACGCUCGCUCAACAGCAGCAUAUUUACCUCUAAGAGAUUUUUGGUAUCGGAUGACGAUGGUGCUGACCGUCAGUCUCUAUCUUCUGCAGCCUCUGUAUCUGAACAAAGACCAAAACCAAGUAAGGAUGGUCCCUGGGAGUGGUGGGACUGUGUACCACAUAUCAAAGCAUGCUUCACCGAGCCAGGGGUGAUGGAGGUGUUCUGGAACCGGCCUGAGUUUGGCCAACUUCCUCUCAUCAAGGGCUAUGAGUUAUUCCUGAAUGGAGUGACAUAUUGUGAUAUGUUUCCACCGAACAAUACCAGCAUCAAUAUCAGUGGCAUGGCUGGAGGUCGGAUGUAUGAGGUCAAGGUCGAAGUCUACCCUAUUCAUAACCAAUACAAACCUCUCCUGUCCAAUAUCUUGGUAAUGAAAUGCCCUAAGCGAACUCCCGAUGGUGGACCAGUGAUCUCCCUUGAACGUACAGAGCGUCCUGACGCCCUUGCUGUGGUGUGGAUGGCCAUUGAUACACCAGAUUAUCCUAUAUCGGGCUAUCUCAUCUUCCUGGAUGAGGUCCAAUGUGGCAGUAGACUGGUACCAAGUCCAGACAGUGAUCGGUGUAAGGUCGUGAUUGGCGGUUGUACCCUGAGGCAGAUCCACAGGGUAUAUGUGAAAGCCCUCCCUCAUGGAGCUACCAAUGUUGACAUAGAGUAUGCCAAGACGUCCAACCUUUUAGAGGUUACCCUGCCUCUGGACUUUGAACAGGUAGAGCUUCCUCCAGAAGAGGAACGCAUGGAUGAGCCAGAAUUCUACAAGGAGUAUAUCGAGAUACAGGAAGGGGCUGGCCAGCUCCCUGGCAUGGACGAUCUCAAACAGGAUAGGAGUCCAGAAAAUGUGGAAUUAGAGAAUGCAAGAUACAAAGACCAAAGUGUAGGAACAGACACACCUCAGAGGUCACCCCGCCAGCCAAGGAAACAACAGUAUGACUAUAACGAGGAGGGCAUCGAGUACAGGAAGUACCGAAAGGGCAUUCCUCACCGCUCCGUGUCGGACAGCAAUGAGAGCGAGGACGGCACCUCCGACCAGGAUUCUGAUGAAGAAGAAUCAAGUUCAGAGAGCGGAGAUAGCCAGUCAAGAGCCUCAAUCCCAAGUCAGAGCAAUCACCUUAGUUUUGAUGCUUCCAAAUCUUUUGCCGACAAUGAGAAGUCAAUUAAACGUACCAAAGAGUCGCGGGCUAGUUCCCGUAUGAGCAGUCAAACGACACCAAAGGAAAUAAUAGUUGAACAGGGUGAACAUCAGAUGUCAAGAGCCCCAACAACAGCUGUAGAACCUCAGUCCACUUUUGCUUCCAUGGAGAUUGGAAAGAGAACAAAUAAGACAGCUAUUAUACAAGUUCAGCAGUCAGUCCAGUUGGACGAGGCACGACUCGCAGAUAUGGACGUGACGGAGAGAAGAGUCGCUGUUGCUGCAGACAAGAUGGAACAACUGAGGACCGUGGAUGAUGGAGUGCUUAUCAAAAAAGCCCACGAGCAAAAUACCCUGCCUCCCCCAGCCAUCAAAGUCAGCUCCAAGGGUAAGACAGGUGUUAAGGUGGAGUGGCUGCUGCAGGAUGAGGUACUACCCGACUACACCCUCCUACUAUAUGUGGUGAACAUCGUCGGCCAGAAGUUUGGAUCCGAGUUCAGGAAGAGUGAUCAUAGUUUUGACUGUAACAUCGUGGAGGGAGACAAACAGAUCCGAGCUCAGCAGCAUUGCUGGAACGUCCAAGAUUCCCAGGAGAAGUCCAUAUUUGGUCUGAUGCCAGGAAUGACCUACAGGAUUUUUGUGAUUGCCAACUACAACACACUAAAGGGAAAUCAGCCGUAUGAGGUCCAGACCACAUCCUCUGUGAUCUACUACACCACUAUGGGUCCCCCUAGUGCCCCUCGUCUCAGAGUCUGUAGUGUGGAUCUGUAUGAGGCUACAGUGGAGUGGGACGAGCCAUCCAUGCACAAGGAGAUGUCACUGAAGGGAUACCGACUGAUGGUAGACAACAAGCCAUUCCGACUUACUCCGCCUGAGAAGAGGAGUGUCGUCAUCAACAAACUGGAGCCAGGGAAGACAAUAUGUGUACAGGUCAGGGCUGUUGCUAAGCAAGGUAACGGUAUAGAGAGUGAUGCGUCUCGUCCAAUCUAUAUCUCCUGUCCAAGAGCACCUGCUCCGGCUGCCAUCUCCCAGGAGACAUCAAUGAAAACUGGAUGUGUCCUCAUCAGCUGGAAGAAGCCUGAGAGCCAUGUACACACACCUCAGGGAGAGUCCAUCUGUUACUACCAAAUAUACCAGAAUGGUCAGAAGAGGGACAUUGUGAAACCCAACAACAAGAGUAACCACCAAGGUUAUCAUCACUACCUGUACGACCUCCCAGCUGACCAAGCAGUGGACGUAGGGGUCAAGUGUAUCGCCGGAAGCAUGAACGUUGACCCGUUCCAGGACCAGGUGUUCUGUCGUAGUGAGAGCAGAGUGUCAAAUACGCUACGUGUCAUUGCUCCCAGAGUGCCUCACUCUCCAAACCUCUACCUCGAAUCUAUGACCACCAAAGGAAUAGAGGUCACUUGGAUGACACCUCAACAGCUGGGUGAUGUCAAGCUUUCCGGUUACCGUAUGAUGAAGAAUGGACACCUGUAUGGCGGCCUGAUACCUCCCUACAUCAACAGCUGGACGAUCAGUGACACCACACUGGGAGAAUCGGUAACACUACAGCUGAUAGCCCUCACAGAACAUCCCAUCGGCAAGAUAGAGGCAGAGAUCGCUCAACGUCAAAGGACUGAACAGGACAAGAAGAUGGAGACCGCAGAAUUAACAAUGAGUCGCAGUGCUCUGAUAAAAUACUCCAAAGAUUUGCCCACGCAGGGCUGGCCUAAGAUGCCUCAGUCUGCCCGAGACCCCUUUGAGGAGCACAUGGGUGACCGAUAUGCAGGUUGUCGUCCGGGACGUAAACUGAAAGUGGUAUUUUCUGGCCUUGUCCAGCCUCCUACUGAUGUACGCAUUCACCAGGUGACAGGCCACUCCGCUCUCAUUGGCUGGACUAUAGACGAUACACGAUUCCAUUUUGUGCGCCCAGACAGUUUCCGUGUCCGAUGGUGGCCGGGGGAGGAACCCGUCGACAACAUUGUCUCUGAUGAAACUACAGAAAACAAGUUACUGAUCUCCGGGCUGCGGUCAGAUACCACCUAUAGCAUAGUGGUGGACGCAGUCAAGACCGAGAUCAUGAAGAAUGAACCGACCGAGGAUGACAAGGACAUUCCUGAGGAGGAGACUAAGAACACGUUCACCUUGACUGCGACCUCUGACUACCUGACGUUAAAGACAGCUAAACCGCCCAGUAAGCCGUCCCACUUAGGUGUCAGUGCUAACACCUGUAAUAGUCUGAGGGUAGCCUGGAAUCCUCCCAGAGAACAUGGCACCAGUGUCAUCGGUAUACGUGUUGAUGCUGUCUCCAUGGCGAAGAACGAGCCCCACCAUAUCAGCUACGAUGCCUUGCCAGAUGCUGUAUCUAUUGAUAUAGAGGGACUAAAAGAAAAAACUGAAUACCUCAUUCGUGUAACUGCUGUAACAGAUGAAUACUUUGACCGCCUUCCUGAAAAACACAAGUUCAAAAAGGCUAAGGUGUUGCCAAGGGAUGUGAUGGUGCCUCCCAUGGAAUCUCCAUGGUUGCCUAGCAACUACAUUAUUGAAAGAACCGCUGGCACAGAACCACCUGCGAAUCUGAAGGUCACCAAAUCUACAACGACCUCUAUGACAUUGUCAUGGAUAUCCCCAAUUGUUUACGGCUCAAACCGACUCAAAAACAUUAUCGUGAGGUGGACAGAUGUUAAGAAUGCUAGAAAGGGUGUGGAUGAAGUCCAAAUGUCCAGUUAUAAAACUCUAGAUCCUAAAGACACUCAAACUACCAUCAUCGACCUUGUACCAGGCACCCAGUACAAGGUUGUGGUGGAGGCUGUGGUCAGUGUAAAGACAUCGCUAGUCGAUACCAACGAUAAGGAGACAGAGAAAUACCGCCGAAUAGCCCACGUCAUGUCUAAGGCCCUGUACUGUAGGUCACGCGCACCCACUGAGGCCCCAAGUCUAUACAUCACAGAGUUCACUCAGGACACAGCACAGCUGUACUGGGAGAAGCCUCGCCUUGUGUCGGCCAUCGGACGUGAGGAGGAUGGCAAACCUAAAUACAUCCGUCGCUACUUGGAAGGGUACAAGCUGGAGAUCAAUGGUGCAACUCACUGCUGCCUUGGUCCUACCAGACAGAGCUGCUCCCUGAAGAAGUGCCGACCAGGAAAGGAGUACAAUGUCCGGCUGGUGGCCUUGACAUGUACAGACGAGGGCAAGAAAGAAAGAAAGAAAAAGUACAAGGGAUUUUAUGCCCAGCAAAACAAGGAGGAGCUAGAUUACUCCACACUGCUGAACGAUGAGGAUAACCUUGACCCUUCACCUUCUGACGAUGUGGAAAUGAUACUUCCAAGGAUACAGCCAGGUUACAUAGCCUCUAUCAAGGCAACCUUCAGGCAUGUGGAGGACACGGAAAUAAACAUGUUUGGAGAGAUCCGUGUGGAGUGGACGAUUCAAGGGGAGGCAACUCUGAUCAAAGACUUUAAUGUCCAUUACAUGAUUGAGGAUGAGGACACUGUACGACAGGUGCGAGGCGCCAGUGCCAGUGCCCGGCUGCUGUCCAUCCCUGUAGAGAGACUCAAGUCUGUGUACCAGAUCACAGUUGAGCCUAACUACUACACAGAAACACUCCCCCAUAAGGCCCAGAGUGUACAGAUUGUGGUACCUGGUCCACCUGAUGCCCCAGAAAUCUUCCUCAAGUCUGUCACCCCAGAGGAGUUUGUCAUUGAAUGGGGAGAGCCCAAACUCUGGGGAGGGGUUAAAGUUCGUGGAUACCAGGUGUACAUGAAUGAUAAGAGAGCCGGCAAUGAGCUGAGUCCAUCUCAUAGGAAGGCUGUCAUACCAUGCAGACCCAACAAGACAUACAAGAUUAACUUGGUGUCACUGAGCUCCAAACCAGAGUAUGAGGACUCACUCAAGUCCAACGUUCUCCUGGUCAACACCUCCCUCCACUCACCCCGCCAGUCCCGCGCCCUCGACGAGUGGCAGACGGAUGACACCGAUGUGCCAGUGAAGGUGGCCCAGAUAACAGACACCAGUAUUCACUUAGACUGGAGUCGGUAUCUGGAGGUGGAAGAGGUCGCCGGGUACAGGAUAGAAUGGAGCAGUGUCGCACAACCAACAAAGAAAUCCAAGAGGGGAAAACAACGAUCCCUGAACCUGGAGAGAGACAAUAACAGCUGUAUAAUAAACAACUGCCUGCCUGGUACCACUCACUUUGUCCGUCUUAUUGUCCUGGAUGACCAGGGUAAAGAACUGGAGCGUUCAAGACAGCUGACCAUACAGACCUCGGCACCUCCAGAGGCACCUAUCAUGACAGUCAGGGCCUGUAACUUCCGUUAUAUUUCUGUCCAAUGGGAGAAGCCUACGACCUAUGGUGAUGCCCUAGUAACAGGGUACAAGGUGUUUGUCAAUGGUAUCAUUGUACAUACACUUAACGCAGACCAGACAAGCUACACCUACACCGAGGGCAAGUGGUGUCACGAGUACACCUUCCAAGUCCAGGCUUUAACAGCGAUAGAGCGUCUUAACAGUAAGGUAUCUGAGCCACUAACAAUCGUCUGGCCAGGUGCCAUGAGUCCCCACCUCCAUCGCCUGCCCACACACAGCAGUUCUGUUAUACGUAUUGGCUGGGACGACCUCAACAUGUCUGAUGGUGCCAAGGUCAAACACUUCAGGGGGAUCUGUACAGAGGAAGCUACUAAUAAAGUGGUGUAUGACUUUCCGAUUCACCCAGAAAGUCGUGAAGUGGAAUUCAGUAACCUCAAAAACAGGGUCUACACCAUUCUCUUGGAAGUACAUUUGUACGGGACCAAUGAUGUCAUCCGGUCUGAUAUCCUGAGGGUCCAGCCAGCCCCAGCCCCCGACCCUCCCAGGGUCACAGUGACUGUGGUGGGACUUGACGAGAGGAGACAGCUGGAGAAAAUUACCUGUGACCUCGUCAACAAGAGAGACAGACUGAUAAGGAAGGUUGGCCACAAACUGAAGGAGAUUGGUGCUCUUUCCCAUCCCCUGAGGGCAGAGAAGAACCGUGAGGUGAUUGAGGGCGCCCACACAUUGACCAGAGUAGAGGAAUACCUAGAACAGUGUUUCCAAGCCAUGGAACACUUCACAGGUCAGCUGAUGGCCCAUAUCAGCUGGCAGUGUCCCCAGUCAAGACCAGACUUCCAGAUCGCUGGAUACAAGGUCCUUAUCGAUGGCAAACAAUAUGGCAGUCCCAUGCAUGAUGGUGUCCGCUCCAUCAGGAUCAGUUUGCCUGUAGACCAGCCCAAGUACAGACUGAGCAUGGUAUCAAUGACGGAAAAACCACAUGCAACAAGCGAAGAGUCCAAUUCUGUAGAGCUCCUGUCGGAUAACUUCCGUCCAUUUUCCUUUUACUGCUACCACAGUAUUCACCAGAAAAACAUCAGAUGGCCCAAUACUGGAUGCUGUAAAUAUCUAGAUUCCAUUAACUAUGAGAGACAACUUGCCAAGAAAUUAGCCAACCAGGGACUGCUGAAGAAGAAGGUUCCACCACCGUCCUGUAGUCUGUUGGAUAUAUUAGAUGGAGAAUACAAACCUUUCAUGGGAACACACAACAAACAGUUCCCUACUGUUGUUCUGUUUUGGACACCCUGGUGUUUGUCAUCUCAAGGCGUUAUGUCCAAUUUUGUAAGGUUUGCCCGGGAAUUCUCUACAGAGUAUAACUACAUAGCUGUGACCUGUGGUGUAGAUGCUAUGGGUGCCACAGAGAGAAAGGCUCUGAUCCACCAGAUCACCACCAAUGGUUACCGUGCCGACAAUGUCCUGUGGCAUUGUACAAGUCAGUGUGCUUCCUCUAUCCAUGAGGCCACUAAUAACUCCAUCGCAGGUCACUCCAGGAAAUUUGACGAGGGGAAUCAUAAGUUGGUGGACCUGACUGAGAUACUGGGUAUUGCUGGUGUGCCAACUCUUCUUUUUGUACACCCUGAAGGCUAUAUUGCAUGGCACGGCCGGUACAGCUCGUUUGAUUACGCUGCCUUCUCCGCCUUCAUGCGCCACACUUUCUGUGAAGUAACAGGAACAGCUUGUUCUGUGUUCAAAUGUGACAGCUGUCAAAACGACCUCAACAUUGAUGACCAGACUAUAGAACAAGUCCUACAACUGGUUCAUGAUAUACCCAUCAAGAAUGUGCCCCUCCAACGAAUGCCAGCAGAAUUCUUUCAACCAGAUGAGUCAACAAACAUCAUCGAGAACAGUCCAGAACAGAUCUUCUUCAAACGCAAGCCGAGUCCAAAGGGGCGUAGCAAGAAGAAGCGUUCAUCACAGAUAACAGUCAAUAGCCGGCCAUAUUCAGCAUCCACAUAUGUACAGCUACUUAAGAGUCCUUACAUGCAGCAGGUUGUGCCUUCUCCAAAGGUUCUCAACAGGAUGCUGAGGCCCAACAGUGCUAGCGGGGCACGCCAGUAGAUCCUCACAAAUACACUGAAAAGUUUAAAGACCACUGUAGAAUAGAGGCAAACUUUUAAAUGUCUCUAGCUAUUCAGGACCAAACUUGAUGAAAACUGUGUUAGAUGUGGAUGACUGUCUAUAGGAUAUAACAGACAGGUUGUCUCUCAGACAGGAUCUUCACUGUUGUGACUUCUUGUCAGUGCUUUUUUGACAGGAACCUUUAACACUCUGUGCCAAUUGUACAAAAAAUGUCGUAAUUUAUGUUUAUUUUGGAAACACAGUACUGUCUGCUUAUUCCUGAAGAUACUUAAGGUGUUUAUCAAACUAACGGUUUUACUCUAACAAAAUCUCCUGUUGUUAUGCAGCAGCAAAUAUAUGACCACUUUCUUCGACAAAUAUUCCUUUGAGAUAUAUAUAACAGCUUUUAUUUACCCAGAAAAUAAAUUCAUAUAUUAAACUCAUUAUCAUGUUCUAUAAAACGUUUUUUUGUGAAAAGGUGAUGGGUUUUUGUGUGUACCCAGAGAAAUAGACAUUUUAAUAUACAUUUUGUAUAUGCAUUGUUUUUGAUCUUUUUAUUUGCAAAGAGACUAUUUAAUCUUUUACAUGGUAAAAAGUUCAAAAAACGUGUUCAGUUUUACAUUUUCUCAAAGAUCUACGGGGGUAAAUGUCUCAAUUUGUAAUUGUGUUACUUUUAUGGCAUUAUAAGUUCUCAGUGCCGAAUAGUAAUUCGAAGUAACAGAUAGAUAUUUUUUUCCAAUAUUUAAUGAGCAUACUAUCUUUGGUAGUAGCACUUGUGAACUGGUCAUAGAUAUUUUUGUGCCAUAGUCCUUUCAUGAAUAUGUAAAGUGGCGAAGUUUAUGUUAGGUUAGAUAAGGUGUGUGUGUGAGUGAUAAAUGUAUUUGAUUAGAAAGGUUGUGGGAGUGCUUGUUUAUUUACCGCACAUAAGUUAUUGGAGUAUAUUCUAUAGGGUAUAUUUACUGGAACAUGUUUCUAGUUUGAAAAUUGUUAAAUCUUCUGUUUAAAGAUUUAAUGAAAAUUUUACAAUAAUUAAGUGAAUUUUUGCUGUUGAUGGUGAAGAUACUUUUAAUUUGUCUGUAGUAGCUGGUAUAUGAAUGUUUCAACUACAGCAAAUAUAACCUAUUAAAUCUGUAUUUCCAUAUCUAUUCACAAAUAAGCCCCACCCACAAAUAAGCCCCAACUUAUUUUUUGCAGAAUCAUCAAUUUUAAAAUACUAAGCUAACAAUGGUUCACAAAUAAACCCUCCUCGAUCUAUAAUACUUCAAUUUUACAUUAGAGGAGGGGGCUUAUUUGAGGAUAAAUGCGGUAUGCUUUUAUUGUUGCUGUCGCAGACUUUAGUCAAGAUUUCUCAUGAUAUGCAGAUGAGCUAGAAAGUCAACAUCUGUAUAUUUUACCAUCCAUAAUGUGUAUAUAAAUUUGGCUGUGAUAUUAUCAAUUUGUUAUAGAACCAGUAUUCUAAUUAAAGUUUAAAGAAAAAAGUUUAUUAAUGAAUUAUACGAUAACAUACCUGUGAUAUUUGUAUAUCUUAGUUAUGUGUUGAUGUUCUUUGUAUGCAUGAGAUGUACAUAUUGUCUAGAAAUAUAUUUAAAGGCAGGGUAUUGUUUGGAUUCUAUUUUAAAAAAUCCUAAAUUUAUUUCUGUGAUUGAUAUGUUUCAUGAUCACAUAUAUAUUUGCUUAUGAUUUUAAUAAAAUAUUUAAUAAUUUCUCAUAAAAAUCAAUUUUUACAAAAAUUAUCAUUCUUCAAUUUUGUAGAUAUGUUUAAAUUGUGUGAACAAAUACAUUCCUGCAAGUGCAAAUACAUUCUCUUGCACAUAAGCGUUUUUAAAUGCUAGUAAUUCAUAUACAUGUAUCAAAUCAUGUAACCUUGAUCUAGAGACAUAAAUGAAAACUACUGAUUUAAUAAUGUGAAAUAUACAGUUAUUAAAAUUAAAUACUGUAUACACCAUUUGAUAUUGUGAACAAUGGAAAGUGUAGACUACGUAAAGUUUACCCUGGUUAAAUGAAUGUAGAGUUGUUUAGUGAAUGCUAGCUAGAUCAUGCCAUGUAUAUCACUGGGAAAGGUCAUGUGAUUAUAUUAGGACAUCUGGCAUUUCCUAUGAGCAGCUUUUGACAUCAAUAAAUAUUUGUUUAAUUUGUUAAUGAUCUUUUUUAUUUGAUAUUUUUUAACUUCAGUUUAUUUUGAAGAGAGCAUAUCUGCCUUUAUAUUAAAAUCUUACUUAAUCCAUCCAUUAAUGAAAAGUUUUACUUUAAUUUCCGUCCAUUAACUAUGUGAUAAUGAAAACUAAUAUACGGUAUGCUAUAUUUGCUGUUAAGACUUUUUACUUAUCAAAACCAAACAAUUGAUAAGUUGUGAUUACAUUAUACAGUACGAAGUUAUGGUGUACUGUACAUUAUACAGUACAAAGUUAUGAUGUACUCUACAUGGUCCCCGAGACAUGAUGUACAUUAUACAGUACCAAGUUAUGAUGUACAUAAUAUAUCAUCCUUUACUGGUUUUACACCUGUUAAAAGAUAUGGCGAGUAAUCUCUGUGAUAUUGAUAUAUAAAUAUUUCCAUCUCCUGCACCGUCAUUGUCGGAAAUGUUUUCUGUGGGACUAACGAGAAUGGAUGGUCCCACUUUUACUAAUAAGUUGACAGACAAAUUUUGCGAGUGUAUGGAAAGCUUAUAUUGGAUAUAUGUAACAUGUCUGGUGUUUUUUUUAAGAGCUUCAUAAUCAAAUAGAGUAGAAUGUAAGGUAUUUGAUUUUUUUCAUGCUUUUUUCGGAUUAAAAUGUCUAGAUAAGAA
Molecule: messenger RNA, 13141 nt
Organism: Pecten maximus
Lineage: Eukaryota; Metazoa; Mollusca; Bivalvia; Pectinida; Pectinidae
Exons: 66
Coding region: 193-10356 (3387 amino acids)
Molecular function (GO): protein binding
Source: RefSeq, a predicted model, not a curated record